Molecule: messenger RNA, 1005 nt
Organism: Rhagoletis zephyria (snowberry fruit fly)
Lineage: Eukaryota; Metazoa; Arthropoda; Insecta; Diptera; Tephritidae
Product: M-phase phosphoprotein 8-like
Biological process (GO): sister chromatid segregation; DNA topological change; resolution of meiotic recombination intermediates
Cellular component (GO): nucleus
Molecular function (GO): DNA binding; ATP binding; DNA topoisomerase type II (double strand cut, ATP-hydrolyzing) activity
Source: RefSeq, a predicted model, not a curated record
AUGGAUGACGAACGUGAAGAAUAUGCUGUCGAACAGAUUGUUGACAAGCAAAUCGAAAACGGAAACGCCAAGUAUCUCGUAAAAUGGGAAGGUUUCAGCUCUUCUGAAAAUACUUGGGAACCAUUGGAAAGUUUGAAAGAUUCUAUGGACUUGGUCACUGAGUUUGAAAACAAAUGUCGCAAUUCCCGUCGUUCAAAAAGAGUUGUCAAUUACGCUGAAAAGGAAAGUGAUUCGCCAGCUGAUGCAAAGAAUAAUGAUACUGUCUCUGAAAAUGAUGGUGAUGAUGACUACCUAACAGAGGAUGAAGAGGAAAGCGAAAAUGAUGACGUUUACAUAGAGGCAGAAGAAGAAGAUGAUGAUAUGAGUUUAAAAGAGGCUGAUUCUGAUGAGGAGUCAAUUGCUAUGAACAACUCUACCAGUGAUAAGCAAACCGACGCACUUUCAAGCAACUUAGUUGACGCUGAGUUUGCUGGAACAACUCAAUCUGAGGAAACGACUUUAAUAAUUGUCGAAGGGUCAUCAGCUAUGAAAGCAGUCAAAUCUGGCUUGUUUGUACUUGAGAAAAACUUUUUUGGAAUUCUUUCACUUCAAGGCAAGCUAAUCAACGCAAAGGAUUCAACAGACGCAAAAGUGAAGAGCAACAAGUGGAUAAAACUGAUUGUUAACAGUCUAGGAUUGGACUUUAACAAAAAGUACAUUACAAAAAGUCUCGGAAGUAUUCCCUCAUCUGAAGUUAUUGAAUCCUUUGUGAAUUUGAAAAAUCAUUUAAUUAACUUUGAAUAUGGCGGCGCUGAAGACGACAAAACUCUUGACAUGGCAUUCAAUCCUGAAAUGACUGUGGAUCGCAAGAAAUGGAUUGAAAAACAUCAAAACAAUUUAUCGUUUGACAAUGACGGCAAUUCAGAAACGAUUUCGUUUAAAAAGUUUAUCGAUCAUUAUUAUCUGCAGUACUGCAACAUUUUGACACAGCAAAAUUCUCCUUCAGCUGUUGAUGGCCAAACUCAA